This is a messenger RNA of Charadrius vociferus (killdeer), 1338 nucleotides long. RefSeq names its product major facilitator superfamily domain containing 7 (gene SLC49A3). Gene Ontology annotation, biological process: transmembrane transport. Gene Ontology annotation, molecular function: transmembrane transporter activity. Bases 1 to 1338 code for a protein of 445 amino acids. The record is from RefSeq and is a predicted model, not a curated record. The transcript is spliced from 10 exons. NCBI's taxonomy places the organism in Eukaryota, Metazoa, Chordata, Aves, Charadriiformes, Charadriidae. Gene Ontology annotation, cellular component: membrane.
AUGGCAGUCUCUGUUUCGUUUGGAAGGAGUGCUUGUGGUUUACAUCAGCUGUGGCUGACAUUUGCUCCUGUGGCUGACACGACAGCUGCGUACUUCCACAUUUCCCUGGAGAUGGUCAACUGGCUCUCAAUAGUGUACCUCCUCAUCUCGAUCCCAUUUGGUCUGGUGGCAACAUGGGUUCUCGACAGUGUGGGGCUCAGAUGUGCUGUGAUCCUGAGCUCAUGGUUGAACAUGACUGGUAGCAUCAUCCGGAUAUUCAGCGUCCUGAAGGUCCUGAACUUGGGUUCCCAGAGUUACUGGUACCUGUUUACUGGCCAGUGCCUCUGUGCACUGGCACAGCCCCUCAUCAUCUUUUCCCCGACAAAACUGGCAGCACUGUGGUUCCCAGACCACCAGAGAGCAACAGCAAAUAUGAUUGCAUCGAUGUCCAAUCCCUUGGGUAUUCUUAUAGCAAACGUGCUGUCACCUGCACUAGUUCCUGAAGGAAAGCGCAUCCCACUGAUGCUGGGUGUUUAUGCUGUCCCAGCAGUUACAGCCUGUGCUCUAGCAACUGUGGGGAUUCAUGAGAAGGUUCCUCCAACACCUCCUUCGGCCAGUGCCACUAACUCCACCUCCAAGCCAUUCCUCACAGGACUCAAAAUGCUCCUGAGAAAUAAGCCGUACAUCGUCCUGGCUGUGUGCUUUGGAGGAGGAAUUGGGAUGUUCACCUGCUUUUCAGCUCUGCUAGAACAGAUCCUUUGUGAAAAAGGGUAUUCAAAUGAAUUUGCUGGUCUGAAUGGUGCACUGUUCACAGUGUGUGGUUUGUUGGGUGCUUUCCUGCUAGGCCUGUAUGUGGACCGGACGAGGAAGUUCAUAGAGUCCACCAAGAUCUGUUUCUGUCUGAGUGCCCUUGCCAGCAUUGUGUUCGCAGUGACUUCCCGGUUCAGACAUCAGGCUAUCACACUGGCCAUCACCAGCUCACUCUUUGGUUUCUUCGGUUUUGCCAUCUACCCCAUUGCCAUGGAGCUGGCUGUGGAGUGCUCCUACCCCGUGGGAGAGGGCACAUCUACAGGCCUGAUUUUUGUUGCAAGCCAGAUUGAAGGUGUGAUUUUAAUGAUUCUGCUACAAGCCCUCACUGUGCGUGUUUCUGAGGAUCCAGCCUCCACCUGCACCCUUGACCAGGAUGGAGCCCUGGACUGGACAACUCCGGUACUCGUGCUGGCUGGCCUCUGCAGUGCUAUGGCUUGUUUCUAUGUCAUCUUCUUCCACACUGACUACAAGCGGCUCCAUGCUGAGACAAACAGUGGUGAUUUGGUCAAGGCAGAAGAUACAGCAACAGCAGAUGUUCCUGAAGCCUAA